Messenger RNA from Musa acuminata AAA Group (dessert banana), 3223 nucleotides. RefSeq names its product ATP synthase subunit epsilon, mitochondrial-like. The transcript is spliced from 2 exons. Lineage: Eukaryota; Viridiplantae; Streptophyta; Magnoliopsida; Zingiberales; Musaceae. Gene Ontology annotation, cellular component: mitochondrial inner membrane. Gene Ontology annotation, biological process: proton motive force-driven mitochondrial ATP synthesis. The coding region runs from base 80 to 361 and encodes 93 amino acids. Gene Ontology annotation, molecular function: proton-transporting ATP synthase activity, rotational mechanism. The record is from RefSeq and is a predicted model, not a curated record.
UCUCAAACCCUUCGAGUAGACGAACGCACCGCCGAUCUAUACCCACCGAGUCUUCGACGUCGCGAGCAACGAAGCAGAGAUGGCGAGCGCGGCGGCAGCAGCGGUGCCGUUCUGGAGGGCCGCGGGGAUGACCUACAUAACCUACUCCAACAUCUGCGCCUCCCUCGUGCGGUCCUGCCUCAAGGAGCCCUACAAGUCCGAGACCUCUGGCCGGGAGAAGGUCCACUUCAACGUCACCAAGUGGGCCAACGGCAAGCCCGAGAAGCCCGGUGCAUCGUUCUUUUUGUGGAGCAAGAGUUUGGUGUUCGAAUCGAAUAAUUGGGAGUUGUGGAGACUGAUUGCCUUGUCGGUGGUGGGCUAGUGAUGCUUUUGGAACACUUUACACAGUAUAUUCAGCUAGGGCAGUCGAAAUAGUCAUAAUUAGCUGGAAGUAUGUGGGGAAUUGAAGUAUGCUUCGCGAUCUCCUUUGAUUGGUUUUAUACAAGUCUACAGUGACAUAGUAGUAUUAGCAUAUAGAUCUUGAUGUUUUGGAACUUGCAAUUAAGAUUUGGUAGCAUGAUGGUGCAUUCAUGAUUUAUGCCUUCAUGUGAUUUGUAUAAGGCAUAUAUAUCUAAUAGGCUUUUCUUAUUAUAAAUAUUUAAUAUCGGAAAGAUUUUUUUGACUGUCUUGAUGAUUGGGUGGCUUCCUAGCACAGAGAUAAUGAGUAGCGUCUUGGCCAGUUGUUUUCUGCAUAUAAUUUUCUAAUCAAUUGAUUGACAUAAGGAUCAUACAACUAAGGAUUCAGAUGGAGGAAAUAAGGUCAAUGGUGAACCACUACUCAUGUUUGGUUGCUUGGAUGUACAAAGAAAUGAUACUUUAAAACACAAUUCUAAUAUGUUGUACUAGCUGCAAAACAUUAUGUAAACUAGAAAUGAAAAAAAAAAAACUUAACAUCAUUCUCGUUUCUCGUACUGGCUUCAAAAAAUUAUGUGAACUAUAAAUGAAGAAAACUAAGGCAAAAUUUUGAUUAAAAAGGAAAAAAAAAUCCAGGUCUUCUCAUUCCUGUUUGUUGAUUUGUGCUAGGACCUUUUACUCUAUGCAUCUUCUUAUUUGGCAACUUCAAUGUUGCUUGCCUCUAGACUGUAAUUUCUCUUUGAGGCAGCUUGUCUAGAUGGUUUAGUUUUCUAAAUACAUUUGUUUGCAUGUUUUGCUUAGCACUAUUUAGUAUAAACAAGUAAAUGCAAAUGGUUGGUAAGAUGGAUUUCAUCUGUUGUUGCCGUGGUUAUAACUAAAGUGGGGAAGGAGAACAAUAACAAUGGUAAAGAUUAUCCCAUUGAUAAAGUCAUUUUUGUGUAAAAAAAGAUGAUGUAAAUGAAAUGUUGUGUACAUGAUUUCAAACACAACAACAAGGGAGCUGGAGAUGUUUUGGGAACAAAUAGUUAACAUGGAGGGUAUUAAAUCUUAUUGAUUAUGCAAAAACUUUUCAGACCAUACUAAGGCAUGGCUAAAUGGUGUAGAGGUUCUAGAGCUUCCUAACUGUAAAGUCAGAUAUUGGUUGUUUGAGGUGAAUGUUGCUUAGAGCCAACUGAGAUCCUUUUCCGCUUUUGUCCUAGGAAGUUGAUGAAUAACUUGUCCUCACGUGCUUCCAAAAUCUGCAAGAUUGUGUUGAGGCAUUCUUGACAAGGCCCCUGAUUCUUAAGUUAGUAGGUGAUUCAGAUGAUUCGGCUAACUUUAUUAAAUUUAUAGAAAGAGUUGUGUCUUGGGAACGUACAUGAGAAACCCUUCUACAGUGAGCUUCGGGUAUUGUUACCUCUGCUAAAAGGUGCCAAUUAUAACGAUAGUGGUGCGCUUCUUUUAGACUUAGCUACUGUCGUGAUGCACUGAAUUUGGGCCGUGACAACUUCCGGCUCGUUCAGCCACGUUCUACUAUUCGUGUGGUGUUGAUGUGCAGGCCACUUUGCACCAAGGUGUUGGCCACCUGGCGUCGAGGUGUCAAUCAUGUCAUUAUUCCUCUAUUACUACCAUAUAUGAAUUAUAAUAAUUUUUUAUUUCUAAUAGAUUGUUCUCCCGUAAAAGAUUCAUUGAUUUAUCUAAUGUAUUGAUAAGCGUUCUCUGGUACUAUAUUUUACUGCUUAUACCUUUACAACAGAAGUACCCUGCCUAUCUGUCUCUCUUCUUACACUAUAUGUUUUGCAUUCUUUUCAUCUAAUCAAAGGAAGAGCAGUGAAAGAUAGUACAUUAUUUAUAUCUUUACUAUUUUGACACACUUUAAGUUGAUGGGAUCAGCUUUCAAGGGGUGAAACCAUCCAGCACCAAAUGUCCAUGGUUGUGGAGUAAAAGUUGUAUUAACUUAAUCUGAUUGAUGACACAUGUGCCAGAUUAACUAAUUUUGGGCAGUGGAUUUCCCAAAACGUGAUAAUUGAUCACCCAUUGAUCCAUACUUUAAUUAGAUUGUUUGUUUUUCUUUGUUUGCAUAUGCUGGUAGUUUAUGUUUUUGCUGUUAGGUGGCAUAUUGUAUUUUAAACUUGGGUGUCUUAGUGAUUAAAUUCAUUUAUCUUUGGCUACCCAACUUUAAUUGCUUAACAAUUAAACCAAUACCAUAUUGUGAGUUCUAAAGGUUGCUACGGUGCAGCAUCUUCAUUGUAUCGCUUUUAUCUAGCUGAAUAAAAAUUGUUGGUUGUCAUGUUAAUUUGUUAACUGCAUAUAAAACUUUGUUGACCUGAGGCUAUUAUCUGGGAAAAGAUCAUUUGUGAAUUUGAUAUUAUAUCUCUUCAAUGUUUCCAAGUGGACUGAUAGAUUUCUGCCCAACUCUCUUUCUUUUCUCUUUCUCUUUAGUUUCAUUUUUUGUUUGUUCCUUGUUUUUUGUUUAAUUUUCUUUUUGCUUUGCUUCAAAACUGCUGAUCUUAGGCGAUCUUCAUCCAAAACCACCCUACUCAUCCUCUUUUUCUGCUUAUGCCGAUGUGUGCCAUUUAGCCUGAGAGAAAUACGAAAAGAAACCUUAUGGACGCCAUUUAUUAUCCGAUGCAUGGAUGCUUGGUUGUGUGUUUACAACUGAAAUAGCUAGUUUCACUCUAUGCCUGCUUCCUCGUAUUUCUUGCCACCCACUCAUGAUUUUAUGAAUCACACUAGUUUUAGUAAAAUGUUACUCCUCUUGGUAAAUUCCUCGGUACCAAUUUCUUGUUUGCCAUUCGUUCGGAUUCAUCGGCGGAUUGAUCUUCAUGUCAAGGUUCUCACAUCCUUUGUU